CUAUCCCCAAAUUCCCAUUUUGACGCAUCAAAUGCCCCGAAAAUGCAGAUUGUACAAGUGCUGCACGAUCCAUCAAAAUCUUAGUUGAACAUACACUAGACACAAUUUUGUAGAGAACGUUGGCGAUCAAAGCCGGUCAAUGUCGAAGGGUUUUGGCCGGCAAAUCCACGAAAAUGAACCUCUCAAAGCCCUUGAAUUCUACAGUGGCAUCGGCGGCAUGAGAUAUUCCCUAAUGAGAGCUGGGGUUAAUGCUCAAAUUGUUGAAGCUUUUGAGAUUAAUGAUGUUGCAAAUGAUGUUUACCAGCAUAAUUUUGGUCAUCGCCCAUUUCAGGGUAAUAUUCAGAGCUUGACUGCAGCUGAUCUUAACAAAUAUCAAGCAGAUGCUUGGCUCCUUUCCCCACCAUGUCAACCUUAUACGAGACAAGGCCUUCAGAAGGACUCAAGUGAUGCUCGCUCUUUUUCGUUCCUUAACAUUCUCGAGCUAAUACCUCAGCUGUCCUUUGCUCCGUUCAUGCUUUUUGUGGAAAAUGUUGUGGGUUUUGAGAUAUCUAACACUCAUAACAAGAUGGUUGAAGUGUUGACAAAAACUGGUUAUCUUAUUCAGGAGUUUAUUCUAAGCCCGUUGCAAUUCGGGGUACCAUACUCAAGGCCACGCUACUUUUGUUUGGCGAAAAGGAGACCAUCGUGUUUUAAAUAUUCAAGAUUUAAUAAUCUACUUCUUUACAUUCCAAGCCCAUUGUUUGGAAAUGAUGAUGAGUUGACAAGCAAUGCACCUGAGCAAUCACCGGAAAUUUCGGAAAGUAUGAUUGUGUCCUGUAAGCCAGUACAGAUGUUUCUUGAAUUUGACAAUUGCACUAAUCAAAUUGCAACAGAAGCCAAAAGUUCUGAAUGUGCAAGUUGUUCUCCCUCUAUAUCUGAAUCUGUGGAAAGGUGGGACAAGAAGAUUGGAUCUGAUGGCAACACAUUUGAUCACUAUUUUGUGCCAUUAAGCUUGAUCGAGAGGUGGGGAAGUGCAAUGGAUAUUGUAUAUCCAGAUUCAAAGAGAUGCUGUUGCUUUACGAAGAGUUAUUAUCGUUAUGUAAAGGGUACUGGCUCCCUUUUGGCAACAAUUCAACCGAAGUUGAAAGGUAAAGAGUCACCGUUGCAGAACCAGGGUCUUAGAUAUUUUACACCAAGAGAGGUUGCCAAUCUGCAAUCUUUCCCAAAGGAGUUUUGCUUUCCCGAGCAUGUAAGCCUUAAGCAGCGCUAUGCUCUGCUUGGUAACAGUUUAAGCAUAGCAGUGGUUGCUCCGCUGAUCAAGUAUUUGUUUGCGGAGCCAUCUUGAUGAUCCACUACGGUAACACCACCCUGGUCAGCCGCACACACCAUCUGCGUCAUCCAGCCUUGGCAUAGGAACAAGAUGUAAAAUUAAAUCAGUUGGACAUGGCACGAUGACUGUAUUACAAACGGAAGCAUGCCAAAAGAUCAGCUAUGUUGACGUAGAUUUAGCAAGCCAUUUGUUGACGUAGAUUUCUUGAAGAUCAGCUAUGAAAAUGCCUUGUACCUCUUUUUUUUUUUUUCCUACUGUCUUAACCUAAAGUAUGAGGAUACACAAAGAUAUACUCUUUGUUCUAUGUAGAAAUUGAUAUAAAAUGUUGAAGUGUGCUAUCCCAAUGAGCAACAUAUGAAUUAAAGUUCAUUAAUGGAUUGCCCGUUAACUCCUUAAGUUCGGUCCAUCUGUUGAUUAAAAUGGAGAAAGAUUGAAUUAUAUUCUGUUGCUUUUUUCAA
Messenger RNA from Amaranthus tricolor (Joseph's coat), 1767 nucleotides. RefSeq names its product tRNA (cytosine(38)-C(5))-methyltransferase 2. The coding region runs from base 140 to 1324 and encodes 394 amino acids. The record is from RefSeq and is a predicted model, not a curated record. Gene Ontology annotation, molecular function: methyltransferase activity. Lineage: Eukaryota; Viridiplantae; Streptophyta; Magnoliopsida; Caryophyllales; Amaranthaceae. The transcript is spliced from 10 exons.